Messenger RNA from Scutellospora calospora, 333 nucleotides. Lineage: Eukaryota; Fungi; Glomeromycota; Glomeromycetes; Diversisporales; Gigasporaceae. The record is from the annotation of a GenBank genome assembly.
AUGUCGACACCUAUUAUAAUCGGCGCCGUAGUUACAGCAGCAGCACUGGCUGGCAGGUGGGCAUUCAAAGCUGCUCAACCGCUUGCUUCGAAAUCAAUAUUUAGUAAUACAAUAUCCAAGAAACGGCCGAUAGGGGGGUUCGAACGUAAAAUUACUAAGCAAGAAGCAAUAAAAAUCUUAGGCUUGCGAGAAACUGGUAUUAAUAAAGCCGAAAUUAAAGAAGCACACCGCAGAGUAAUGCUUCUUAAUCAUCCCGAUCGUGGAGGAUCACCUUACUUGGCAAGUAAAAUUAACGAAGCUAAAGAUUUCCUUGACAAAUCUGUUCGAUCGUAG